AUGGCAGAACCAACCUCGGAGCAAAUAACACCGGAGUCACUCACCAGCAAACUGCAACAAAGCCUGCAGACGACGCAUGUCUCGAUUCAAGACAUGUCAGGCGGAUGUGGACAGGCAUUCACCGCCGUGAUCGUGUCGCCCGACUUCGAGAAGAAGACCCUAUUGGCGCGCCAUCGCCUCGUCAACGGCGCCCUGAAGGACGAGAUCGCUGCCAUCCACGCGUGGACCCCCAAGUGUUUGACGCCUGAGCAGUGGGCGAAGGAGAAAGAGCGCGAGGACUGA
Exophiala aquamarina CBS 119918 is the source of this 282-nucleotide messenger RNA. RefSeq names its product BolA protein. Bases 1 to 282 code for a protein of 93 amino acids. Gene Ontology annotation, biological process: intracellular iron ion homeostasis. The transcript has a single exon. Gene Ontology annotation, molecular function: 2 iron, 2 sulfur cluster binding. The record is from RefSeq and is a predicted model, not a curated record. Lineage: Eukaryota; Fungi; Ascomycota; Eurotiomycetes; Chaetothyriales; Herpotrichiellaceae. Gene Ontology annotation, cellular component: cytosol; nucleus.